AUGUCGUUCUACGCCGACCACUACUUCAACACUUGUCCUACUCCAUACUUCUGUCGCCCCACUCCAAUCUCCAUCACCAUCACUCCAAUCGCCUUCGCCACACCCUUAACACCCUUAACACCCUCCUCUCCGUACCCCCAUCCCGUCGAUGCAGAUGGCGAUGUCGUCAUGUGUGACAGCAUAAACUACGACCCGGACACUGACACACCUAUGCCUGACGCCCCUCCCCCUACUUCCAUUCCCAUCCCUACUACCCCUUCUUCUCCCCCCAAGCCCCCUACAAAGCCUAAGCCUACGAUCAAGUUGAACUUUGCUAAGAAGCCAACUGUUUCUGACACUGGCUCGCCGGCUCCAAAAUCGCCUACUAGUGCUGCUGCUAAAAGCCCGACGAAAUCUACUGCGAGAAAAUUCAGGGGUAGCAAAAGUGGUAAGAGUAGUAAGAGUAGUAGUAGUACUGCUCUGUCUCCUAUUGCCGAGAAUCCUACUAAACCUGUUAGAGGUAUGGAGAGGUAUUAUAGAGGAUUAAGAUACUAA
Messenger RNA from Aureobasidium pullulans EXF-150, 534 nucleotides. RefSeq lists its product as uncharacterized. The record is from RefSeq and is a predicted model, not a curated record. NCBI's taxonomy places the organism in Eukaryota, Fungi, Ascomycota, Dothideomycetes, Dothideales, Saccotheciaceae. Bases 1 to 534 code for a protein of 177 amino acids. The transcript has 2 exons.